This is a messenger RNA of Quercus robur (English oak), 1674 nucleotides long. Its product is annotated as cytochrome P450 81Q32-like. NCBI's taxonomy places the organism in Eukaryota, Viridiplantae, Streptophyta, Magnoliopsida, Fagales, Fagaceae. The record is from RefSeq and is a predicted model, not a curated record. Bases 76 to 1587 code for a protein of 503 amino acids. The transcript has 2 exons. Gene Ontology annotation, molecular function: monooxygenase activity; heme binding; oxidoreductase activity, acting on paired donors, with incorporation or reduction of molecular oxygen.
GCUCUUACACAUUCAGAUGCAGCCCCCAUAUAUUACCACAUCCAUAUUUGAAAAAUAAAAUCAAAACAAUCAAACAUGGAAGACAUGUUACUAUACUCAUCCCUCUCUCUUCUUCUCCUCCUUGUAGCUUUCAAGCUUUUCCUCCAAAGAAAACCACGACACAAACACCUCCCACCAAGCCCGCCUUCUUUGCCAAUUCUAGGCCAUCUCCAUCUUGUAAAGAGACCCCUCCAUCGCUAUUUCCACCGCCUUUCACAAACAUACGGUCAGGUUUUCUCUCUUCGAUUCGGUUCCCGUCUCGUGGUUGUGGUAUCAUCCCCAUCCGCGGUCGAAGAAUGUUUCACAAAAAAUGACGUGAUUUUUGCAAACCGUCCUAGGUCCCUAGCAGGCAAGUACUUUGGUUACAACCACACCACCGUGGUAUCAGCUCCGUAUGGUGAUCACUGGCGUAACCUCCGGCGCAUCAGUGCCCUCGAAAUCUUGUCAGCAAAUCGUCUCAACAUGUUCACAAGCAUCCGAAGAGACGAGGUCAAGCACUUGCUACGCAAACUAUCACGCAACUCUAGCCAAGAUUUUGCCAAGGUUGAGUUGAAAUCUUUGUUCUCAGAGCUGACUUUUAACAUCAUAAUGAGAAUGGUGGCAGGGAAGAGGUACUAUGGGUAUGGAGAGGUGGUGAAGGGCGAGAAAGAAGCGAGGCAAUUCAGGGAAAUAAUGAAAGAGAGUGUAGCCAUUGCUGGGGAGUCAAAUCCAGGACAAUUUUUGCCUAUGUUGCGGUGGAUUGAUUAUGGGGGUUUAGAGAAGAGGAUGAUGGGACUUUCGAAGAGGAUGGAUGAGUUCAUGCAAGGUUUGAUUGAUGAGAAGAGAGGAAAGGAGGGGAAUACUAUGAUCGAUCAUCUGCUUUCUUUGCAAAGAUCUCAACCUGAAUAUUACACAGACCAAAUUAUCAAAGGACUAAUACGGGUGUUGUUAUCUGCUGGGACUGACACAUCAGCAGUAACAUUAGAAUGGGCAAUGUCUUCUUUGCUCAAUCAUCCUAAUGUAAUGAAGAGGGCUAGAAUAGUGUUGGACAAUGAAAUUGGGCAAGAGAAAUUGAUUGAUGAACUAGAUAUUUCUAAAUUACAAUACCUUCAAGGUAUCAUCUCAGAGACUCUUCGCUUAUACCCCGCUGCCCCAAUGCUAGUUCCUCACAUGUCCUCCAAUGAUUGCACUGUUGAAGGAUAUGAUAUACCACCUGAUACAAUGUUAUUGGUCAAUGCAUGGGCCCUGCAUAGAGACCCAAAGGUGUGGGAUGAUCCAGAAAGUUUCAAACCUGAGAGGUUUGAAGGUGGCGAGGGUAAAACACACAAGUUAAUGUCAUUUGGAUUGGGAAGGAGAGCAUGUCCUGGGGAGGGACUUGCCCAUCGUACAAUAGGCUUGACUUUGGCAUCGUUGAUUCAAUGUUUUGAGUGGAAAAGGGUUAGUGAGGAAGAAGUUGACAUGGCAGAAGGUAAUGGAACCACCCUGCCUAAAGCUGUGCCAUUGGAGGCUAUGUGUAAAGCACACCCUAUUGUGCAUAAGGUUCUUUCCGAAUCUAAACAUGAUGUUUGAACAAUGUCCUUAGCACGUAUAUUUGAUUCUCUGUAUCUAUAUAGAUAGCAUUACUCAGCUUGUAUUGAACAAUAAUUUUUCUUUCAA